Messenger RNA from Hyaena hyaena (striped hyena), 3633 nucleotides. It is a transcript of the gene PDHX, whose product is annotated as pyruvate dehydrogenase complex component X. Gene Ontology annotation, cellular component: mitochondrion; pyruvate dehydrogenase complex. NCBI's taxonomy places the organism in Eukaryota, Metazoa, Chordata, Mammalia, Carnivora, Hyaenidae. The coding region runs from base 78 to 1583 and encodes 501 amino acids. Gene Ontology annotation, molecular function: acyltransferase activity. The record is from RefSeq and is a predicted model, not a curated record. Gene Ontology annotation, biological process: pyruvate decarboxylation to acetyl-CoA. The transcript has 11 exons.
GAAGGCGGAGCUUGGGAGGGUCUUGAUGAUUGGGCGAUCAGGCGGUUCUGCGGGCAGCCGGCGACAAGGCCGGGAAGAUGGCGGCCUCCUGGAGGCUAGGCUGUGACCCUCGGGUACUGCGCUACCUCUUGGGCUUCGGCGGCUGCCGAAGACUCGGGAUGGUGAGGGGUGCUUCCGGAUGGUCUUUCGGCCGCGGAGCUAGUUGGAGAUGGGUUCACAGCACGCAGUGGCUGCGGGCUGAUCCCAUUAAGAUACUGAUGCCAUCACUGUCUCCUACGAUGGAAGAAGGAAACAUCGUGAAAUGGCUAAAAAAGGAAGGUGAAGCUGUGAGUGCUGGAGAUGCCUUAUGUGAAAUAGAGACUGACAAAGCGGUGGUCACCUUAGAUGCAAGUGAUGAUGGCAUCUUGGCCAAAAUAGUGGUUGAAGAAGGAUCUAAAAAUAUACGGCUAGGUUCACUAAUUGGUUUGCUAGUUGAAGAAGGAGAAGAUUGGAAACAUGUUGAAAUCCCCAAAGAUGUAGGUCCUCCACCACCAGCUUCAAAACCAUCGGUGCCUUCUCCCUCGCCAGAGCCACAGAUUUCCACUCCUGCCAAAAAGGAACAUGUACCGGGAAAACUGCCGUUCCGUUUAAGUCCAGCUGCCCGUAAUAUUCUGGAAAAACACUCCCUGGAUGCUAGCCAGGGCACAGCCACUGGCCCUCGGGGGAUAUUCACUAAAGAGGAUGCUCUCAAACUGGUCCAGUUGAAAGAAACGGGCAAGAUUACUGAAUCCAGACCCACUCCAGCCCCUGUAGCUACUCCCACAGUGCCUGUGCCCCCUCAGGCCGUAGCCACGCCACCUUAUCCACGGCCGAUGGUCCCACCAAUAUCAACUCCUGGACAACCUAACGUAGCGGGCACAUUCACUGAAAUCCCUGCUAGCAAUAUUCGAAGAGUUAUUGCCAAGAGGUUAACUGAAUCUAAAAGUACUGUACCACAUGCAUAUGCUACUGCUGACUGUGACCUUGGAGCUGUUUUAAAAGCUAGACAAAGUCUGGUCAGAGAUGACAUUAAAGUAUCAGUAAAUGAUUUUAUCAUCAAGGCAGCAGCUGUUACCCUUAAACAAAUGCCAGAUGUUAAUGUGAGCUGGGACGGAGAGGGCCCAAAGCAACUGCCUUUUAUUGACAUUUCAGUGGCUGUGGCAACAGAUAAAGGUCUAAUUACACCAAUCAUAAAAGAUGCCGCCGCGAAAGGUAUACAGGAAAUUGCUGACUCUGUAAAGGCUCUAUCAAAGAAAGCGAGAGACGGAAAACUGUUACCCGAAGAAUACCAAGGUGGAUCUUUUAGUAUUUCCAACUUAGGCAUGUUUGGCAUCGACGAAUUCACUGCAGUGAUCAACCCUCCUCAGGCCUGCAUUCUGGCUGUUGGGAGGUUCCGACCUGUGCUCAAGCUAACGCAGGACGAAGAAGGGAACGACAGGCUGCAGCAGCACCAGCUCAUAACGGUCACCAUGUCAAGUGACAGCCGAGUCGUGGACGAUGAACUGGCUACCAGGUUUCUUGAAACUUUUAAAGCAAACCUAGAGAACCCUAUCCGACUGGCCUAGUUCUCUAAGAUAAGAAGUUGGUCUUUGGCUUAGUUAAUUGGGUAGCUGUUACUAGAACCUACACUAUACGAAAACAAUUAGGUUUAUGAGCGUGAAGUGGAUGAGUUGUUUAUUUAAGGUGAACGAGUUUGGCCCGAGUUGUCUUCGUUUUCAGUUUGGGUUUGAUGUUAUAGAAAUAAAUAGCAAACUGUAACUAGUAAAAGAAAGAGAACACUUGGUUAGAUUUAUUUUUAACCUUUGGUGCUGUCCUAAAGUGAAAUGUAAAUUAAAUUGUUUGGCUCAUGUGAGCAUUUUAGACUAUUUGAGAAUAUAUAAUAAGUUGUAAAAUGGAAGAAUUGUUAGAACUAAUUAUGUUAAAAUUAGAACUCAUCUUCAAAGAGAAGCCCUUUAAUUUAAGCAGUGGGACCUCACUUUUUAUAAGCACUGCUUUAGAUAUACUUGAACAAUUUAAUAUGUACAGAAGUUUAUUCUGGAUAAUAGUGAGUAACUAAGGAUCACAUUGUAUUAGGGGUUGUGGCAACAUUAUUGAAUUUUUUAUGUACAUAAAGCCAUAGGUUUUAGAGUGGUUUCUAUCAGUCUUAUUUUUCACUUCUAUGACACUGUGAACUUCUAAAGAGGAAGAAUUAAAAAGUCAAAAAUAAGAGAGAGAGACCAAAACGUAUGUUUCAGUAAUAAACUAGUUAAAAUAUCUAAACUUUCUGAAAUAAACUGUUCACCUUCAUAUUAAGUUGGAAUAUAUUAAAAUAAAUUAUGCUAUUUCCUACCAAACAUUUUAAACUAGUGUUAAUUUAAACACAAAAUGUUGUUUUUUAGUGCAUUUUAAUCAAGUUUGUGUUGUGCAAUAAAAUGUGAGAAAAUAUAAAAACUUCUUUAUUUUUUAAAUGUUAGGACACAACAGUUUAGCAAAUCCCUGAAGUUGGACAGUAAUUUAGCUGGAACAGCUUAUAAGGAAUUCUACAGGAGGAAAGAAAGAAUUUAAACUUGAUCCAACCUUAGGAAAACAACGGAUAUGGAAUGUAAAACUUUGAAAGAGAGUAGAAGGGAAAUCUUACGAGGUAGGCAGGAACUCUUCUUUUUACUCCAUCAAUAGUAAGAACUUUUUACUAAAUAUUGUAAAAGUUAGAAGAGCUUAUUUCUCUUUUAACAACUGUACUACGAUCAGCAUGUUAACUGUCCUGAGAUUGAGUGCUCAUUUAAAUACCCAGUCACUGAAAGGCUUGCGUUAGCAUCUGCUGCCGGGAGUCACUAGAAGACACACCACAUGGCAUGACAGCUCACUACUUAUGCUCCAGCCAAAAAGCUUCUAAAACCAUUGGAGCCCCAGUGUAUCAGUUGUUAAGGAUGUGCUUAAUCCAAUUGCUCAGUUUUAACAAGCUGUUUUUUUUCAAAGUAGUCUUAAAAACCUUUGUCAUAUUAACAGUUACACUAAAAAUUGUCACCAAAUGCUUUUUUCAAAACAACUUUCAUACGUUAUGUUACUUUCAGUUUUCACUGGACUUAUCUGGCUUUUUCCUAAUUUUUAUAUCUGAGGACUAGAACUUGAGACGACCAUAAAUAAGCGUUGGCUUGGAGCUCUGUUUCCACAUAGCGACAGGCAUACGCGGUAAUGCAUCUGCUUCCCCGGCAGGGAGAUGGGUGCUCUUAGCCCCCCACUGCCUGCCUUAGAAAGUCGUGAACCACACGGCAGAAAUGCCGUGUACAUUUGAGACAUUGUGAUUUUUCACGGGUUCACCUCUCAACUUUUGGUACAAAUUCAUUCUGACUGGAAGCAUUUUCUCUAGUAUUCACACUGAUUAUGGAAGGAAAUUGGCCAUAACACUGAUGUGAGGAAGAAGUACUAUAAACAUGGUAACGUGGUUUGGGUUAUUCUGGAGGAUGUGCUUUAUGCUACAUGGCCAGGCUCCCUCCUCCCGUUUUUAUGUGUACAUAUAUACAUGUUUGUUUCUUUUUAUAUGUAUUAUUUAUAUAUACUUUAUUGUAUGUAUAAAAUAGAUAUUCAUUUGUAGUACUGAUAGGUGUCACACUGAGAAGUUAUAAAAAUUAAAUUUUA